CUACCACUGCUGGAAUUAACUGCAGCUGUCAUCUACCACUGAUACAAUUAACUGCAGCUGUCAUCUACCACUGACACAAUUAACUGCAGCUGUCAUCUACCAAUUGAUACAGUUAACUGCAGCUGUCAUCUACCACUGAUACAAUUAACUUCAGUCGUAAUCUACCACUGCUGGAAUUACCUGGAGCUGUCAUCUACCACGGACACAUAUAUAGCUGCAGCUGUCAUCCACCACUGACACAAUUAACUGCAGCUGUCAUCUACCACUGAUACAAUUAACUGCAGCUGUCAUCUACAACUUCUACAAUUGACUGGAAUUGUAACCACUAUUACCAUUGACUUGCACUGGUAUUUACUACUGCUAUCACUGGAAAUUCUGCCAGUUAUCAGGAAAGCAGUCAAAGCUUACAUUGUGUGAGGGUUGCUGGCUUGCCUUGUUGUCUCUUGGCAUUUGCACCUGUGUUCUCUACAUCAAAGGAAACACGUGGACACAAGGGGUUUCUGUCCAAAGGAAAGGAAACUGUCGACACUCACUUCAGAGAGUCACUGGUCAGCAGCUGUCCGCAAAAGAGACUUCCUCAGCGGAGCAACAAUUAUACUCUGGCUUUCCACUUUGUCAAUAGGACUAAAGUCUGAAGUUGAUUUGUAGUCAUAACACCAUCCAGCACACCCAGCCAGCAACACAAAGCCGGAACCGGAUAUCCAGGGUCAUAUACACCCUGUCCUAAGCUGCUAACACUCUACACCAUAAUCACGGUGUUCAUCUGGUUGUCAUAGUAACCUGGAUAUUAAAACCAUUUCUACAGGAUUUACUAGAGGAUUUAUUAAGUAGCCAGAUCUCAAUCUCCACCCCUUUAUCGGAUUGGAUUGAUUAUAUUUAUAGUGGUGACUAGAACAGACAUUACUCUAAUAACAAUAGACCCACUCGGGUAUCAAGUCAUCAUAUCAACCUAUCAGCCAUCAAAGAUAUAUUGCAGUUGAUCUCAACUACAGCAAAGUACCUACGUCAGUACGCUCUCAGUUCCUAUCAAGUACACCGCCUCUGCUUCAAAGUUGUCUACUUGUGUUUGGUCUUCACCUGGCUAAGUCAACACCACAACUACAAGUACAACUUGAGAGUUUUCUGCAGAGACUAGGGGAAACUUGGCAGAACAACACUAUUGUCUAUUGCUCAAGUCACCAAGACUAGCUGUGUGGUAGCUUCACCCAUUACAUACCCAAGGACACUCAACACAGGCAGGACAAGAUCUGGUGACGUCAUCAAACCAUUCUCUCCGCUACUCCACUCACAGAUCAAUACUGUGGAACAGGUGACUUGCUGAACGUGCAAAUUCCUCAGCUGACCGUGGCUAUCGACACUUGAUAUAUCAAUUGCUGCUGCAACAUCUGUCCCACCCUCGCAUCAGCUGCAUUCUGACUACAACCAUAUACGGUUAUUGAUCCUGAGCUGGUGACCUGGUCUCUGCCUAUACAACUUGACUCCGUGCAAACAGAAAACAUCCCCAGGGAGUGUUCUCGGCCAUAGACACGAUUCUGAACUAAAGUGUCAGUGCCAUUGCCGCGUCAUCUCCAUCUUUGACCUCAUCUACCUGCAACACACCAACUAGUAAAGGUCUGGUUAGUCAAUCAACUUCGCCUAGUACAGCCCUUGCCGAAGUCAACAACCGACACCAGCCUGAUCAUCCCCAGCCUCAGCAAUGAAGACCAACCAGGCACUCGCACUCAAAGACCUCGAGGAACGGCUAAGAAAUGAACUUCAACAUAACGUCCCUGAUAUCAUGGAUCACCUGGAGAGCGAUCACAACUUGCUGCAGCACACGAGUUAUGAGUUUGCCAAAAUCACACACCGCAUGUUGACUGGCCAUGAACAGAUCAGUUUGCUUAUCGGUUAUUUCCUGACUCUGGCAGGUCAGAAGGGAAAGAAGGUGUUCGCAAUGUUUUGCAAUGUUCUACGUCAGAUCAACUUUGAGCAGCUUGCCAAGGAGCUGGAAAGCAAGGAAGAAAUAUACGAUCAAGGAACUUUGUCCAGCCAAUCCAGUGGUGACAUGGAGUUCCACGGAUGGGAGUGUAAACGCUCUGCUCCAUUCCUACCAGAAACCUUCCCAUCGCCAUCUACUGGAUUACAACAAGCAGCCACCAAUGCAGCCACUGCCAGUGUACAGAAGAGCCAAACAACAACUCAACAACAACAACAACAACAACCGCAGGCUGAUGUUGAACCAUUGCUAGCACACUACCGUAAGCGUCUUCUUCAACUUUGUCGAAUCGAGAGCAAGAGGACUGCUCUACCAGGAAUUGGUACCCGGCGUGAAGGACAGACUGAUGUUCGCAGUUUCUACACUAGCGUGCAGGCCUUGACACUGGAGCAAGCUGAACAACGACUGAAUGAAAAGGGUGGAAAAACAGAGAGAUGCAGCAUGACAACGAGAUCAAUACCAAUACGUCGAGCAUCACAACUUCUGCAACGUAAACUAGGUGAGCGUGUGCCAUCACGUUAUGAUAACGACCGCAGAUCACUUGUUGAAAGCAGCAUGCUUGUUUCUCCAGCUGGCAGCGGGAAAAGCACAGUGUGUAAGAUGCUUUUGUCUGACCACUACCAUAACAACACUGACAGCAGCAGCAGCAGCAGCAGUGCUAUACCUUCUUGCACUGCUGUUGACAGCGGUGUAUACACCAGUGCUACUGAUCCUGAUUCCACACGCCAAGCUAACACUACAACCAGCAAGGAUGUAACUGCUACCAACAGUGGUAACGCCUCCACCAUGACAGGCAGUCUUAGCACCUCUUCCAACACAACCAGCAGCAGCACCGACACUAUCACCAGCAGCAGCACCAGCAGCAGCGUCGACACUAUCACCAGCAGCACCACCAGCAGCAGCAGCACCGACACUAUCACCAGCAGCACCACCAGCAGCAGCAGCACCACCAGCAGCAGCAGCAGCACCGACACUAUCACCAGCAGCAGCACCACCAGCGGCAGCAGCAGUACAUGUGUUAGCAGCAACGAAAACAGUGCAAAGGGCAAAAUUGAUGAUGGCAAAAGUAGUGGAAGCAGAGAUGGGGCCAACAUUGAAAAAAGUCGUGGGAGCAGCACUGAGAGCAGCGGUGGGAGAAGUCGGAGACAACAUGCCGAAAAGGAGAGGGAGUUAAGAAGAGAUGCAGUGCUGUCCAAUUUCAACUAUGUCGUACAUCUACCUUGCCGUGAUGUGGAUAGAGUCUGCAGUUACAAUUGGUCUACUCUACUUGGCCUGGAUGAGCAAUGUCUGCAUCUAGACACACACCAGCAAGACCAAAUGAUCGAGUACCUAGAGGAUCAAUCACAACAAGUCCUGUUCAUUGUCGAUGGAUUGGACGAAAUUGGUAAAGAUGUGCUCGAGAAACGAUCAGCUCUCUCUGCUCUCGUCCAUCGUGAGCGGUUUGCUGACUCCCGAAUCUUGUUGACAAGCCGUCCUUGUCAGCUAGCAUCCACGCUUGCAAAAGAAUGUGAAGAACACUAUUGGCUGGCUGGAUUUAACGAUCAUCAACUCGAACGCUACUGCCUUCGUAAUCUUGGUGAAGAUCUGGGCCAGUCUUGUUGGGAGGAGCUAUGCGAGGUUAGCUUAGGCCACGUCAAAGAAGCACUGAAGUCCUCCCCAUUGCUAUGUGCAAUGCUCUGUGAGCUCUACCGAAGUCGUCAGAAUGUACCGAGGUGUGCAACCAUGAUGUACUCCGGCUUUGUCAAGCAAGCUGCAAACCUGCGUGGCUGGCAGUUGCAAGAUGAUGGAGUCAGCCUUGAGAGUUCCACACUGAGUAACAGCUUGGCUCGUGCCACAACAACAGAGGAGGACCAAGAGAAAUAUUCUGCUCCACUGUGGACAACUCAAAGCAGUCAACCCCAUUACUGUGUACCAGCAUCAACUGAUACAGCCCACACCGCAGCUGUCAGUGGAGAUACUGUACUAAUACAACGUAGCAGUGAUACGGAGCAAUCACAUCAAUGUAUGAGCAAACGUGCACAGAACGAGCUUGGUCGUGUAGCUCUCAUGUACUUGAAUAGAAAGCAAGUACUGAUCCCUACAAGUGCCUUGUCCAGUGAGUGCAGGAAUGCAGCUUGCUCUAUUGGUCUCCUUGUUGAGUGUAACACAGGUAUUGGCAAUGUACUACGUUCACAGGCAAAACCAUGUGUCUACUUCGUACACUACUCACUACAGGAGUACUUUGCAGCACAGUACUUGUGUGCAGAUCCUGAGCAUGCUCAAGCUGUGAAAGAAUGUGCACAAGAUGGUUAUGGUGUUGGUGAGGAGACAGCACCAUUCUGGGCAUUUGUUUGUGGUACUGCAACUAGCAAGCAACUAGCGGAGAUCAUCAGUAUACUAAAAUCAGCAAUGUUAGAACAUGGCCGGACUGUUGCCAACGCUACUCGUUCUCUCCUGUCCUACUUCAUGGAGCAUGUCAACACCAGACCAACCCUCGAGGAACAAGCAAUAUUUGGUUUUGGCACAAGUGAGGAGACCAGUUACCUCUCCAAGGCAGUGGAUAGCAUUGCUGCUGAUGGACUAAGACUGAAUAACGUCCGACUUGGAAUGAGUGAUGUACUGGCUCUACAGUGUGUACAUGAUCAUGCAACUACUAUCAAGCUACUGGAUCUCACAGGUUGCAACCUCACAGCAGAGAAGUGCAACAUACUCACACUGACCAAGGCUGAACACCUACAACUGCGGGCGACUCCAUGCAGUGCCAGUCUGGUGGAAAUGGCAGCAAGAUCUCUAUCUUGUCCAGGCAGCAAAGUGAGAAACCUUCAGCUUGACAUGUGUGAUCUAUCAGCAUGUACCUAUCCAGCUCUGCUGGCAUGUGUGCAAGCUAAGAAUCUCCAGAGAUUAGUCUUAUUUUCCAAUAAGGAACUUGGAAAUGGCUUUCUGGAGUAUCUACAACAGACACUCUACAGUGAUUGUCAGCUUAAACACCUUAAUCUGCACCAUGUUGGUCUGACAGCUGGUUGUGGAAGUCAAUUGGCUGCACUCAUCACCAAACUGUCACAGCUUCAGCGACUGGAUAUGAGUGGCAAUAACCUCAGCAACUCAGACGUGGAGCAAGUUCUGGCCGCUUUGAAUACCAAUGUAAUUGGGAUAGUCUGGGUCCAGGGCAGUGACCUGGAUGAUGGUAUCGUUCCAGCUAUCUGUGAGUUCUAUCAGAGAAAGAACGGAAAGCUGCAGGAGCGGCAUUCAUCAACUAGCACCUCUCAAGCAGUUCAGAAUGGCCACACAUGUGAAGUACAGUUACAAGGCUGUAAUGUGACCCGAGAAGGCCUGGAAACCAUAGCAACAGCACAGUGCUUAUCCCGUGGUGAUCAGGUGCUCACUGGUCUACACUUUGUAAACAGUGAUGGUGUAAGGGAACGGGAUCUGCGGCAAAGGUUGCUCCAGAACCAUGGCGAUCUCUGCAUGGAAUACAUUGGUGAUAGUGGCGCACAGCAGAUUGCUCCAGCUAUUGGCUAUAAUGGCAGCGAUCACUAUAUGUACUACAUAGCCCAUCAAACCAUCCAGAAAGUCAUCCCAGUCAUGGCUAUCAACACAACUAUGGAGAAACUAGAUCUCCGGUACUGCAACAUAACCAGCACUGGUGCAGAGGUGAUUGCAGAACAAGGCCUGGCGCACAACAACACGCUCCGAGUGGUCGGGUUAUCGUACAACAACAUUGGACUGCAUGGAUUGUGCUCAUUACUCAGAGCAUGUCGUCAACGCACUGCAUCAUCUCCACUGGCAUUGGAUAUGUCAGAUAACAACAUAUUUCCUGCAUAUCAACAACUGCCACCGCUACAACAGCAACAACAGCCACAACAGCAGCAGCAAGCUGAUGUUAUCCGUCCAGUCACCAGUCUACUGUCACAGUGCACAGGGAUUGUUUUUCUCGCACUUUCAGGCACAGGACUGGAUGAUGACACUGGAGCUGAGUUCAUCACAUCUCUACGCAGUAAUCAGUCUAUCACGUGGCUCACACUUGUCCGAAAUUCCUUGAGUGAUCGCAGUGCUGGUGCACUGUGUGUUGCUAUGGAGACCAACACCACACUGAAAACCAUCUCACUGUACAAGAACAACGUGACAGAUGAUGGAGUGAAGCAGCUCAUCAGCUCGCCUGGUAUACAACGUAUGCAUUCUGUAGCACUGGGUGGCAAUCCAUGUCAGACAGAGCAGUUAAGAAUGCCGCUGUUUGACGGUAGGAUCUCAUAUGUCCUAAGUAGUCUUCUGGAACUCACGAAGCGACCUGAUUGAACAGCUGGAGCAAUAUGACAGUGAGUGUUUUCAGUCACAUGAUCAAUAUUCUGCUGGCCAUAGACUCUUCCUGUUUGCUAUUCUCAUAAUGACCAUUUCAUGGAGCAGCCUUGAAACUGGAAAUAGCUGCUACACUUGAAUAGACGGAAUGCAUGAUAGUACCCAUAGUGUUUGAGUUACCUGAGAGAGACAACUACAGUUGAAAUCUAUACUUUUUCUCAUAUCAGCAAUGUUUAGUGAGAGCUACCAUAGUUGGUUUAGAUCACUUGUUAGACAUUUCUUCAGUACAAUCUUCACAACACACACUUCGUUCCCAAAACAUGUAGAGAUUACAAAGCAAGAAGCAACAUAUCCACCAGCAACAUUUAUAUUCUCACCAGUAAUUCUGUGUUGCCGUGUAAUGCAACAUACCCAGCAACUCCACUGUAACCAUGGUGACAGCUAUGUUACAGAAUAUCCACUCACAGAGCAUGGAUAGUGUUGUCCUUUUCUUGCACCCUUCCUCCCCUUCCAUUUCCGUCAUUGAAUUAUGCUAGUUUUGGAUGAAUUCUCUAAAAGAAGA
Messenger RNA from Sycon ciliatum, 6809 nucleotides. RefSeq lists its product as uncharacterized. Lineage: Eukaryota; Metazoa; Porifera; Calcarea; Leucosolenida; Sycettidae. Gene Ontology annotation, molecular function: protein binding. The coding region runs from base 1697 to 6247 and encodes 1516 amino acids. The transcript has 5 exons. The record is from RefSeq and is a predicted model, not a curated record. Gene Ontology annotation, biological process: regulation of apoptotic process.